AUAUUAUUUUGUGCAUCCAAGACUAGACGAAUCUCAACCAAUCAAAUACGUCUGAUCCAUUCAGCCCUUGCGAAAAUUAAAACAUGGCGUCCACUGUUGCUGUAGAACUUCCACACGGUGGUUUUUCUUUUGAUAACUGUAAAAGAAAUGCGUUACUCGAAGAUAAGGGAUUCAAAGCACCAAAAGCCUACAAGACUGGAACAACAAUCGCUGGAAUUAUUUUUAAGGAUGGAGUUGUAUUGGGAGCUGAUACUCGUGCCACAGAAGAUACAGUUGUAGCUGACAAAAACUGUGAAAAAAUCCAUUAUAUUUCAUCUAAUAUUUAUUGUUGUGGUGCUGGUACAGCAGCUGAUACGGAGAUGACAACUCAAAUGAUAGCCAGUAAACUAGAACUACAUCGUUUAGAAACAAGUCGUAAACCUAGAGUCUGUACAGCCAACAGAUUACUAAAACAAAUGUUAUACAGAUAUCAUGGUUAUAUUAGUGCAGCUUUAGUAUUAGGUGGUGUUGAUUCUACUGGUCCUCAUUUAUACAGUGUAUGGCCACAUGGUUCAACAGAUAAAUUACCAUAUGUUACCAUGGGAUCUGGUUCAUUAGCAGCUAUGGCCGUAUUUGAAGAUCGUUUUAGACCAGAAAUGGAGAGAGAGGAAGCUAUGAAGUUAGUACAAGAUGCUAUAAGGGCUGGUAUAUUUAAUGAUUUAGGUUCUGGUAGUAAUGUAGAUCUUUGUAUAAUAACUAAGGAUAAAACAGAUUAUCUGAGAACUUAUCAAGAAGCCAAUCUCAAGGGUGUAAGACAAGGAUCUUACCGAUAUAAAAGAGGCACAUCGGCUGUACUAAAAACAGAAGUUAAAAAGAUUGAGCUGGAAGUUAUAGAUACCCAGGUUAAACCUCAAGCUAUGGAUACGGAUUAAUCCAUCAGACGUUAUUUAUCAUGUUUCAUUUUUCAAAAUGUUCAUCAAGACGAGAAACUAAAGUUUCUGACAAGUAAAAUUUAAUACAAGACAUCAAUAUGCGAGAGGACUUUAAUUUACUAGAACUCUUUGAAUUAAUACAUACUUAAUUUGAAUAGUGUUAUUAACUUUGCCGGUUGGCAAACUGCUGUAUAUGCAGGUGUCAAGGCAAUUUUUCACAGCACUUAUAAAGCCAUACUAGAACAAUUCUUGGAGUUAUCUCCCCUAAAAUGUAAGAUUUGAUUUCAUUUCGGAUAAGUUUGUUUAUUAGUCUUUAAAGGAAAGGCCCAUCUUUCAUUUUGACCCUUAAUCUAAAAUACACACCCACUUAUUUUCUGUUGCUUUGGUCCGACACCGCUUUAAUCUGAAGACACAAACAGUAAUGUUUCUUUGUUAUCAAAACUAUGUGUAAAAUCUUUUCUGCCGAUUUGAAAGUAAAUCUUGGUAAGAUGAAAGCUAGUAUCAAAUUUAUUAUGUUUUAAUUGUCAAGAGUAAUAUACUGUUAUAUCUAUGGUUUUCUUGUGGAAGAACAAAUAAAACAAGUGCUAUAUGGGUGUCAUCUUCGAUAUGAAAUAAAUGUUAUUUUUCA
Molecule: messenger RNA, 1539 nt
Organism: Patella vulgata (common limpet)
Lineage: Eukaryota; Metazoa; Mollusca; Gastropoda; Patellidae
Product: proteasome subunit beta type-7
Exons: 8
Coding region: 84-911 (275 amino acids)
Cellular component (GO): proteasome core complex
Molecular function (GO): threonine-type endopeptidase activity
Source: RefSeq, a predicted model, not a curated record